CGCCUUUAUAAAUGAUACAUAUUGGAUAAUUAUCGCGUGGGAUACAUACGUCUCUGUAGCAUUUGAUGUUGUAUACUCAUACCGAAUACAUGUUUUUAUCAUGUUAUUAUUGUUGUAUUCGUAUAUAGUUGGAAGCUUCGCGGCUGAGUUUACUUUGCCCGGGAAAUGUCCAGAUGUUAAGUUGCAAGAUAACUUAGAUUACACUAAGUUUUCAGGGCUGUGGUACAACGUUGCAAGCUACGCGAGCGAUGGUAGAAGUACCUACGACUGUGCUGUACUGGAAUUUCAAGAGGAUAAUUUGGGGUAUACCUUGAAGGAGACCUAUGUAACUAGUGACCUGUCAAAUAGAACACAAAAAUCUUACUUAGCCAGAGUGGACCCUACAUUUGACGCGGGCAAAAAAGCUCAGUUCAUUAUUAGUCAUGAAAAUGAAGAUCAAGUUCUCCAGUUCCCAUUCUUCAUAUUAUCGACAGAUUAUGACAGUUACGCUAUUGCUUACACGUGCAAGACCUUAAAGAAGAAACAACGGACGCAUUAUGUAUUCACAUGGAUAUUGUCAAGAAACAAGGAAACAUUACAUGGCGAUACACUGAAGAAGGUCGAGAACGCUCUAUCUAAAUACUCGGAACUGGCCGAGCACCGGCAGUCGUUCGUAAUGAAGGACUUCUCGGAGACCAGCUGCGCUUACACUGACCAAUACAAGAGUGAUUUCUUCACUAGUAAUUUUUGGUGAAUAAUAAAGUUUGUUUGAGCAAAUAA
Messenger RNA from Galleria mellonella (greater wax moth), 759 nucleotides. RefSeq names its product insecticyanin-A-like. Gene Ontology annotation, molecular function: pigment binding. The transcript is spliced from 4 exons. Bases 101 to 733 code for a protein of 210 amino acids. The record is from RefSeq and is a predicted model, not a curated record. NCBI's taxonomy places the organism in Eukaryota, Metazoa, Arthropoda, Insecta, Lepidoptera, Pyralidae.